GCUGCGGAGUUGUUAAACACAGUAGGGUUAUGGCUGGUCUGGGCAAUAAUUGGCUAAUUGUACACUACGGUGGGGAAAUAGAAAAGCUCAUGUUGGAGUCAUAUAAGAACUACAUAGAUUUAGCGACACUAAUUACUUUUUAAACUUUACUGGGAAUGGUAUAUGAUAUACUGAGCGACUGGGGCACGUUCUUAUUUUCUAUUCUCUUGAUUAGCGGCGUAUACGUGACGUUGUUGUUGUUAUCAUUAGCAGUACAGACGUAUGUGUGCCUGAGAGACCCCCUGCAUGUCCUCUUCUCCCCGUGUUAUUCGUAUCCCAGACUAGACACUGUAUUGUGACAUCUGAAGAUUACACUGUAUACAGAAGAUUGCAGUAUUAGAAUACUAAGCUUGGCUGUGAAAUGGAUGAUGAUAUUGUAAAGGGCAGUGCAGACUAUUGUGCCAGACAAGGGAUCGUAGGUCUCUUGUGACCCCACCCCCAUGUGAAUCCAGUGCACUGCAAAAGUAUUUUUCUGAAGGUUUUCUAGAAAACUUAAUAGAAAAGCCAUAAACUGUUGUGACAAGCACAUGUAUUAUAAGUCUAAUAUUUGGCAUUUACUUGUUUUAUUUGGGUGCAUUCAGCUCCCAAGCUGCUUCAAGGCCAAACAAAUUCUGUAUUGGGAGGAAGCACACCAAUACACACCAGCAAUAUUAAUUCAACAGAAAUGUGGCACUGGCUUUUUGAGACCAACCCCUUCCUCAGUCAUCGGGUAAUGCUAAACAUGGACAAGAUGAAACCAGAUAAACAGAAGAAUGAGUUGAUUGUAAAUCAUGUUUUAGACAUCAUCUAUAUGCUGACUGGAGAGGAAUAUAUCAUUGAGAAGAAGAAUUCCCAUCCUAACUUAAAUCAUUCAAGGACAGGAGAGGUGCCUGUUAAGUAUGAUGAUGUUGCAGUCUACUUCUCCAAGGACGAGUGGGAGUACUUGGAAGAGCAUAAGGACAUUUAUCAGAAACUACUGAUUUCAGAUGAAAGGAAAUGUGAUGCAUUUAGCAAGUUUUCAGCUAGGAACUCAGAUAACAGCAAAACAGAAAUGAGCAGUGGUCUACCAAAAUUCACUUUUUUGACACCACAUGGCAGAGCCAUCAAUAAUAAGAAAACCCGCCUGCAAUUGUCCUCUUCUGUACAGUUUACCCAGCUGAUGCACAGCAUUGCCAGGCUUGGAAGAAGGGUGGCAAAGAUUGAUAGGAACAUUUCCCAUAUUCUUAAGGAGUUUAAUACAAAGAAAACUGUCUCUGCUACACAGUACCAUGGAAGCGAGUCACUUAAAGAAGAUGGAGUAAAUGCCCCAAGACCUAUUAAAAAAGAGAAUAUGCUGUUAGAUGUGCAUCAGGAUCUUGUUUAUCAGGCUGAACAAAGUAUGUCCCCACAUUCCUCAUCUGAACCCUUGGCACAGUCACAAAGCUUAAGUGAACUCAUUUGCCGCACCAAACAAAGUUCAUACACCGGGUCUGUACCUGCUAAUAGCCCAAUGUUUGCAAAUCAUUUAGAAAUAUCAGAACAUUUACAAAUACAUUAUGACAGCACUAGCAAUGCAAAUUCUAACAGGGAAAUAUCACAGAGCCCCCCUCCUCCUCUGGUAACAUCAGCAAGUAGUGUGGUUACUGCAAUGUCCAGUGAUGCUCUGGAUGAAAAGCCACCUGUACUCACCAAUCUUUUAAAAAAUUCACAAUGCCACAAAACAGAGCCGACCGGUAUCCACACCUUAAAUCCAAUAGAGGAGACAGAACCAGAUAUCCACAUUUCUGAAGUUCCAAAGUCCUUGCAUAAAAAAUUACUAAAAACAAGCUUGCCUAAAACAUCUUCUGUUAACAUGCCCUCUGUAAAGUGUCCAGCCUUUAUUAUUGUUUCGAAAGUGUCGGAGCAGAACCAAACAAACUAUGAGAGUCUUCGCACACCAGAUACUGUUGGAGAGCCACUACCAGAUAUUCCCUUGGCUACAAUGACAGCAGGUUUAUUGAACAAUUUUAAGAUGCAAAGCCGCGGUCAGCCCCACAGAUUUGCCCAACUACUAUUUCAGCAUCAUGUACCGUACUCACUGUAUAAAACUUGGACACACAAUACCAAUUUUGAUGGUUCUCGAGGUAAACAUGCAUUGCCUAAAAACCUAAAACGUGUCAUACUAAAUGAAACUUCAGUAGCAUAUAAAAUGACACCAGUGGUUUUAAAGAAAAUAAAAGACACAUUAAAUGCUCUGCUGCGGAUUCCUAGAACUGGUGGCUGGGAUUCUACUUCUGAUAACGGGUGAAACAGAUUUUGCUUUAUGCUCUUUCAUCGAGGAGUAUUGUAGUACUUAAGUGAAUAAUGGGUUUAAAAGCAGAGAGUUUGACUGCUACGUUAUCUAUAGUAUGUUACUAUGAAUACAUGACAACCAGCUUUGUGGUGAUGCUGCCAGCAGAAGUGGGUCUUCUUAAAACUUAUAUUGCAAUAAUGAGUUUCUAGACUAUGUAUGAGUCAGUUACUGUACAUAACAAUGUUUUCUCACCAUUUAUUAGACUUUAAGGCUGCCAAUUUUGACAGCCCCAUUUUAAGUAUACUGUGUUGAUGAACUACUGUACAACUGUCAGCUGUUAUUGGGUUGGUAGUUGUAUGUUUAGACUCUAUAAAGUUGCGUGAGUGUUCAAGAUCAGAUCAUACAGAACUUUAAUGACAACUUUACAUUACUUUUUUUUCUUUUAUCUUUUAUUUACAUGUGUCCAGGUUGUAUAUUUAUCGAUAUUAAUUGUUUCUGACCAUGUGUUAAGAAAAACUAAAUGAAAUCUAAGAAAACUGCCCUAGUUCCAAUUUUUUAUUCCCUGAACAGGUAUGGGACCUGUUAUCCAGAAUGCUCGGGACCUGGGGUUUUCCGGAUAAUGGAUCUUUCCGUAAUUUGGGCCUUCAUACCAUAACUCUACUUGAAAAUCAUGUAAACAAUAACUAAACCAAUAAGCUGGUUUUGCUUCCAAUAAGGAUUAAUUAUAUCACAGUUUGGAUCAAGUACAAUGUACUGUUCUAUUAUCACAGAGCAAAAGGUAAUAAUUUUAAAAAAAUCUGAUUAUUUUAUUAUAAUGGAGUCUAUGGGAGACAGCCUUUCCAUAAUUCGGAGCAUUCUGGAUAAUGGGUUUCCAGAUAAUGGUUCCUAGACCUCAUUAUGCUUUGUAAACACAUACCUUUGUCUACUCCAGACACCUUGGUCUCUUAUCAAGUACCAAUGCAGCUGUCAAAUCAGCCAAUAUAUUUUUGGUACCAAUCAUGAAAUCUUUUAUUCAAUAAACUUUGAAUAAUUUUAACAAAUUUGUUUAUGCCACUAUGUUGUUCCAGUUCAAGCAAAUUGGAAACAAAGCGUCUGAUUUUUUUAUAUUUAUGCACGAUUAUUUUUGUUUGUAAUUUAGCUAUAUGCCACUAAACAUUUUAUACUUGGGGCCAUCCUUAUAAAGCUGUGUAAUUUAUUAUGUCACAAAAGUUAUUUAACAAUUGGUAUAAAAUAAAUAAUGUAUUUAUGAUG
Xenopus laevis (African clawed frog) is the source of this 3520-nucleotide messenger RNA. RefSeq lists its product as uncharacterized. The transcript has 5 exons. The record is from RefSeq and is a predicted model, not a curated record. NCBI's taxonomy places the organism in Eukaryota, Metazoa, Chordata, Amphibia, Anura, Pipidae. Bases 704 to 2284 code for a protein of 526 amino acids.